Salvia hispanica is the source of this 2907-nucleotide messenger RNA. It is a transcript of the gene KUP6, whose product is annotated as K+ uptake permease 6. Gene Ontology annotation, molecular function: potassium ion transmembrane transporter activity. Gene Ontology annotation, cellular component: membrane. Lineage: Eukaryota; Viridiplantae; Streptophyta; Magnoliopsida; Lamiales; Lamiaceae. Gene Ontology annotation, biological process: potassium ion transmembrane transport. The record is from RefSeq and is a predicted model, not a curated record.
UCCCAGAUCACUCCUAGAAAUAAACUAAACUGAAGCAAACAAAAUUCAGUACUCAAACGAGCUAUAUCUCACUUACCACAACAUAAAGAAUUAUACUAGUUUUUUUUUCAGUAAUAAAUGGAAAGUGGAAGUUUCUUUUCAGGGUCACAACAGAAAUAUUCCUCACACUAUUUAUGCUUCUCUGUUUCAAUUUCCAAGUGCCUAUUAAUAAUAUUUUGUUGUUAUUACAUCAUCACACGUUUCUGAUUUCUUUUCCCUCUUUGUUCUUUCUCUCUGGAGGUUGUUGAACUGCGGCACAUUUAGUGGGCAUGAAUUUCUGAGGGCAUUACCAUGGAUCUUGAAAGUGGGUUUUAUCAGAAUCAUGUUAAGAGAGAGUCUUGGAGAACUGUAUUUACAUUGGCGUAUCAGAGUUUAGGUGUAGUGUAUGGGGAUUUGAGCACAUCGCCAUUGUAUGUGUACAAGAGCACUUUUGCUGAAGAUAUAGAGCACACUGAGACAAAUGAUGAGAUUUUUGGAGUUCUUUCCUUCAUAUUUUGGACAUUGACUUUAGUCCCUCUUUUGAAGUAUGUGUUCAUUGUGCUGAGAGCUGAUGACAAUGGUGAAGGAGGCACAUUUGCAUUGUAUUCACUCUUAUGUAGGCACGCCAAAGUUAAUUCGCUGCCUAGUUUUCAGUCGGCCGAUGAGGAUUUGUCGACUUAUAAGAAGGAUAUAACGAGCCCUGCUCCCUCGACUGUCAGGGCGAAGAUUAAGUCCACUUUGGAGAAAUACGGAGUGUUGCAGAGGGUUUUGCUUCUCUUGGCUCUGCUUGGUGCUUGUAUGGUGAUUGGAGAUGGCAUAUUAACUCCGGCUAUUUCCGUUUUCUCAGCCGUUUCUGGCGUAGAACUUGCCAUGGCUAAGGAGCAUCAUAAAUAUGUAGAAGUCCCAGUUGCUUGUAUCGUACUGAUAGCCUUGUUUGCCCUUCAACAUUAUGGCACUCACAGGGUUGGAUUCUUGUUUGCACCGGUGGUCCUAACAUGGCUCUUGUGCAUCAGUGCUAUCGGUUUAUAUAACAUUUUCUACUGGAACCCUCACGUGUAUCAAGCUCUCUCUCCGUACUACAUGUAUAAAUUUCUCAAGAAAACCCAACGAGGAGGUUGGAUGUCGUUGGGUGGAAUUCUACUGUGCAUCACUGGUUCAGAAGCGAUGUUUGCAGAUCUUGGACACUUCUCUCAGCUGUCAAUUAAGAUAGCCUUCACAUCCAUUGUCUAUCCGUCACUAGUCCUCGCGUAUAUGGGGCAAGCUGCUUAUCUUUCCAUGCACCACGAAUUUCAAAGUGAUUACCGUAUCGGCUUUUAUGUGUCCGUACCUGAGAAAUUGAGAUGGCCAGUGCUGGUGAUUGCUGUUAUGGCAGCGGUGGUCGGAAGCCAGGCCAUCAUAACCGGAACCUUUUCCAUCAUAAAACAGUGCUCUGCUCUAGGGUGCUUUCCAAGAGUCAAAAUAGUGCACACGUCGUCAAAAAUGCACGGGCAGAUAUACAUCCCGGAAAUUAACUGGAUUUUGAUGGUUCUAUGUUUGGCUGUGACAAUCGGUUUUAGAGACACCAAACGGCUCGGCAAUGCUUCAGGUCUAGCAGUGAUAACUGUCAUGCUGGUGACUACGUGCUUGAUGUCUCUCGUUAUCGUUUUAUGCUGGCACCACAACGUUAUACUCGCCGUCUGCUUUGUGUUAUUCUUCGGGAUGAUCGAAGCCUUAUACUUCUCUGCUUCGCUUAUAAAGUUUUUGGAAGGAGCUUGGGUGCCUAUUGCCCUCUCAUUGACCUUCAUGAUUGUGAUGUGUGUGUGGCAUUAUGGAACGCUAAAGAAGUACGAAUUCGACGUCCAAAACAAGGUCUCGGUUGACUGGCUCCUCGGCCUGGGUCCGAGCUUGGGCAUUGUGCGCGUCCGUGGGAUCGGCCUCAUCCACACGGAACUCGUUUCUGGGAUCCCAGCCAUCUUCUCCCACUUCGUCACCAACCUCCCCGCCUUCCACCAGGUUCUCGUGUUCCUUUGCGUGAAAUCGGUCCCCAUCCCCCACGUCAAACACGAGGAGCGGUUUCUCGUUGGACACAUCGGCCCGAGAGAGUAUCGCAUGUAUAGGUGCAUCGUCAGGUACGGUUACCGGGACGCCCACAAGGACGAUCUGCAGUUCGAGAACGACCUCGUGUGCAGCAUCGCAGAGUACAUCCGAACCGGAAGCACGGGGCUCAACGGUAAAGACAAGGACGUGACGAGACAGAACGAAGACAUGAUAGUGGUCGGGACUCCCUCGACUCAUCUGCACGGGAUUCAGUUAUGCGAGGACGACGGGGUGAACCCGGACGUGGCCGGCACGUCCGAGCGCAGAGAGAUACAGUCGCCUCCGGCCCCGCCCAUGAAGGCGAGGAAGAAGGUUAGGUUUGUGAUCCCGGAGAACCCAAAGAUCGACCGAGGGGCGCGGGAGGAGCUGAGGGAUCUGAUGGAUGCUAGGGAAGCUGGCAUAGCCUAUAUCUUGGGGCAUUCAUAUGUGAGAGCUAAGCAAGGGUCAAGUUUUAUGAAGAAGAUGGUAAUAAAUUGUGGUUAUGAUUUUUUGAGAAGGAAUUGUAGGUCUUCAACUCUUGCUAUGAGCUCACCUCAUUCUUCAACAUUGGAAGUGGGAAUGGUGUAUCAUAUAUGAGUCUUCUUGAUUUGAGUUACUCUCAACAACAUUGUGCAUGUUUUCUUUUUCUUCCUUUUCUUUUGCUUUUUGUUUAUUUAUGUUGUAGAUAGGAAGCUUUACAUGUGUUGCUGAGGAUGAUGAGUUAAAAUAGCAAAAUCUAUAGUAGGAGUUGAUGACAUUUUGUUUAGAUUAGUAAGUUUACCAUUAUUGGGCCUACGUGUUUUGGGCUGACUAUAAUAAAUAAAUUCUUGGAUA